Messenger RNA from Impatiens glandulifera, 1829 nucleotides. Its product is annotated as RNA-binding protein 39-like. Bases 83 to 1615 code for a protein of 510 amino acids. Lineage: Eukaryota; Viridiplantae; Streptophyta; Magnoliopsida; Ericales; Balsaminaceae. Gene Ontology annotation, cellular component: nucleus. The record is from RefSeq and is a predicted model, not a curated record. Gene Ontology annotation, molecular function: RNA binding. The transcript has 13 exons. Gene Ontology annotation, biological process: mRNA processing.
CCGAUCUGCUUUUCUUUCUGGUUAGAAUCCUAUACAGCGAUAAUCUUGCGAAUUGGAGAAAGAGGUCAACCAUUUUUCUUUUAUGGAUUUCGACGAGUACGAAUACCUGGAGAAGACGGUGGUCGAGGAAACCGAGCAGCGAGACCCCUUGUCUUCUAAGAAAAGCAAAGACAAAGACAAAGACGCCGGCUUCGACAAGAACGAUAAAGAACACCGGAAGGAUAAGAAAUCUAGAAGUGAAGAUGAUCGCGUCGGGAGGAGAGACAGGGAUGGCAAAGAGAGGUCGGAGAAGCAUGAGAAGGAUCGGCGCCGGAGCAGCAGGAACGACGACAGAGAGGUAGAUAGAGAAAAGGAUCGGAAACGGACUAGCAGAUACUUGGAUAAGGAUACAGAAGGAGAGAUAAAAGAGAAGGAUAGGUCGAGAAAGCAUGAAACUGACCGUGACAAAGAGAGGGAAUGUGAAUUCGAUGUAAGAGACAACAACAGGAGAUUCAAAGAGAAGAAAGAGAAAGUGGAGCCUGAACAUGAUCCAGAAAGGGACCAAAGAACUGUUUUUGCUUUCCAGAUGCCACUGAAGGCAACUGAAAAGGAUGCUUAUGAUUUCUUCUCUAAAGCUGGGAAGGUGAGAGAUGUACGGAUAAUCAUGGACAGAAACUCGAGACGGUCCAAAGGAGUUGGGUACAUUGAAUUUUAUGAUGCAAUGUCUGUGCCAAUGGCGAUUGCACUUACUGGACAGCUGCUUCUUGGACAACCAGUGAUCGUUAAGCCAUCAGAGGCUGAAAAGAAUCUUGUACAAAGUACUACUUCUAUAGCAGGUUCUGCUGCAGGACCAUAUGGUGUAGUUGAUAGAAAACUCUAUGUUGGUAACUUACAUUUCAACAUGACAGAACUUCAGCUCAAACAAAUUUUUGAAUCUUUUGGGCAGAUAGAGCUUGUACAGUUACCUACAGAUCCUGAGACAGGACACUGCAAAGGUUUUGGUUUUAUUCAGUUUGCCAAACUUGAAGAUGCAAAGAAUGCUGAAAAGUUAAAUGGGCAACUAGAUAUUGCCGGUAGAAUUAUUAAGGUUUCAUCAGUGGCCGAUCAUGUUGGAUUACAUGAUUCAGGGGCCAAAGCAGCUGAUUUUGAUGACGAUGAUGGGGUUGGUAUGGCACUAAAUGCACAGUCAAGAGCAAUGCUUAUGCAGAAGCUUGAUCGAAGUGGAACUGCAACAAGUUUUGCACAGUCUUUCAGUGACAUGACAUCAAGUCAACAAACUGCAAUUCCUUCCCCAAUUCUUCCAUCACUACUUACUUCUGUGGAAACUGAACUGAUUGGAAAGCCUAGUGAAUGCCUUCUUCUGAAGAACUUGUUUGAUCCAUCUACUGAGACAGUGGAAGAUUUUGAUAUCGAGAUUAAAGAGGAAGUGGAGGAAGAAUGUUCCAAGUAUGGAAGGGUGAAUCACUCCUAUGUGGAAAAAAAUAGUUCCGGUUAUGUAUAUAUGCGGUUUGAUACAAUGGAAGAAGCAGCCAAGGCCCAAGCAGCAAUGCAUAAGAGAUGGUUUGCCUGCAGGUUGAUUUCAGCAGUGUUUUUGCAAACAUACGAGUACGAUGCGAAGUUUAAACGUGCAACUUGAUUUGCGGAAACAAUGUUUAUGUUUUAGCAGCGGACACAUUCUUGUGCAUGUUUUUUUUGUGUGUGUUUUACUUCAAUACUAAUUCCGCUCUUGGUUCUGUAACACUCACUUCUUGGUUUUAAAUUUUUAAUGUAAUGGGUUUUCAAUAAUUGUUUGACAAUGAAACAAAUUAUCUGGGAAAUCUUCACCUUGAAGGAUGUUUGUUGUGCUGUCU